Molecule: messenger RNA, 3033 nt
Organism: Candidula unifasciata
Lineage: Eukaryota; Metazoa; Mollusca; Gastropoda; Stylommatophora; Geomitridae
Source: the annotation of a GenBank genome assembly
AUGAACAUCAACGACGUCCUUAAAGCGGGAUCUAGACCUGACGAACUCCUCAGAUCAUUUCGUGAUAACUUCAAGGACUGCUUCCGCUGUCUGCCUUGUCAUUGUUACUUUACAUUCUUACAAGAUAUUGUAGCUUCCUGCAAUUCCCAAAUCGAUCAGAUUAAGGCAGUUCUUCCAAAUGACACAAACCAAUUAACCAUCUCCAACUCUUCAAUGGGGAUUUUUGAUGCGACAUGUUUCCUACAGUUUCAUAGCUUGAGAGUUCUGACGGUUUCCAAAAACAAAAAAUUGUCGACAAUAGCCAAUAGUUCAGACAGCAGCCAUGUGUUGGCAGUCACAAUAUUACAUUUAGACUCUAACUCCGUUAACAAAAUAAUGGACAGAAGUUUCGUCAUGUUCCCAAAUUUGCUGUUUCUCGAUCUGAAACACAACCAAAUCAAAACUAUUUCUAGACUCACUUUUGACGGUCUGACCAAUCUGAAAUACCUAAAUCUAUCAAGAAAUCCCUUGUCAGUCUUGUCAAAUGGCUCAUUUGACCACUUUCAGCAACUAGAAAUCCUGGAUCUGAGCUGUGACAAAAUUUGGAAUCUGAUUACACCAGGUCUGUUUUCGAAUCUGUCAAGUUUGCAUAGUUUAUUCAUGAAUGGAAACUGUUUUUAUGCCAAGGGCUAUCCCAACGAAGAAAUGGGAAGAUUGACAAACUUGACCGUUCUAUCCAUCGCUGGUAUUUCAGGAAAAGUUACUUUAGGUCCAGAGAUGAAAAAUCUCACAAAGUUGGUCAGACUGCAUGUGGGAUACUCACUAUCCAAACAAUGCUGUAUCAAAGACAUCCCAGAUUCUUUCUUGGAAAACGUUCCCUACUUACAGGCAGUUCGAUUCUCUAAAUGCCCUUUGAGAAGCGUGAAUGCCACCGUUUACAGAAACGUAAAGCACCUCAGAUCGCUGGAGAUUAUUUCUACAUACCCGUAUGAUAUUUUUGAAGCUCUGGAUGGACUUGUCGAACUGCAGAACUCAUCACUUAAAACUUUGAGGUUGAUUGGACUUAUCAAACGCGGUUGUCCUUUUAUUUGCUUGUACGGGCAACAUGCUAGAUAUCUUAAAAAUAUAAAUUUGGAGGUGAUCGAUUUGUCAGACAAUCGUGUCGGGUACAUGGACAUGGAGUUCAUCACGGCCUUGCCACACACACUGACGUCCCUUGUGCUACAUGGAAACGAGCUUAUUGAACCUGCUCUACUAACAGACAAACUGUCAUUCCUAGAAAAACUUAUAUUACUUGAUCUAGGAUAUUAUCCAGAUCCUGUAUCCAACACCAAAAUGUUCCAUACACAGGCUGGAUGUGACACAUCCCAGACUCAAGUCUGCAGUUUGCUCAUGGAAAGCUACGACGACUGCGAAGGCAGGAGUGAUUCUGAUAAUACAGAAUCAUUAGAGGAUUGUAAAUGGUCAGCUUCUGAAGAGCGGUCUAAUGAAGAGUUUUUAUACAAAACAAAUGUCACACAAGUACCUCCUGUGUGUACAGAGCUAAACAGUACUACUGACAGCAGUGAUGUUGUAGGUCUCAAUGUAACUAAUCUAAACUCUCUAAAAUACUCGCCCAGAAGCUUCAGUGCGACUGUACAUAAAGCGUCAAUGUUAAAAUAUCUUCUAGCACCCCGAUUCCUAGAGGUGAAUGUGAAAGAUGUGUUUGCGAGCAUUAGACAUCAAGGAUAUAUGAACAUAACAAAAAUUGACUUAUCAUACUGUGGCCUACCUUCGUUAACCCAUUGUACGUACAUGCCAAAAUCUAUCCAAGUGGCGAGCUUCGAAGGUAACUACUUCAGAACUAUGCAUGAGCACGUUUUUGGCCAGAACAACUCCUUGAGGCGUCUAUCUUUGAGUAACAACGUCCUCGGUAAUUUAUUUGCCAACCCGCGCAAAAAACCCUUCACAAGGAUGAGUAACCUUGAGCAUCUUGAUAUAUCAACGAAUAUGAUUUAUGACCUGUCUGUUAACUUCUUUCUCGGUUUAAGCAAUUUAAAAUGUUUAAUCAUGUCUGACAACAAACUCGGGUUCCUCAGCACAAACUUCACUAAAACCCCAGAGCUGGAGUAUUUGGAUCUCAGAAAAAACGCCAUUACAGGGAUUAGCAAAAGCAGCCGCGAUGAGCUAGACACCAUCGGGACCAACCACCCACUCUAUAUUGAGCUGACAUUGAAUCCUCUACGUUGUACAUGUGAGGGACUGGAGCUGCUCUACUGGAUCAGGGAAGCAAAUAUUCACUUUGUCAGCAAGGAUCUUCUUAGCUGUGUUGGAGAUGACAACAUUGCCGAAGACAUGGGAAACAUUGACGAUCGUGUCAGAACUUUACAGCGACAAUGUGCCGGCAAAUAUCUGAUCAUAGUUCUUCGUGUGGCGUCGCUGGCUGUAAUUUCUGUUCUUGUUGUGUUUGGUGUGAUGUAUCGCUACAGAUGGCAGCUGAGGUAUAUCCGAAACAUUGCCUUAUCGAGGCUUAUUGGGUUCAGACCCCGAGACACUGAAAAUUCGGAGUUCAGAUUUGACGCGUUUAUUGUGUACAGUGAAAUGUCUCGACAGUUUGUGUUUGGCGACUGUCUGCGAGAGCUGGAGGUGAAACGAGGACACAAAGUGUGUGUGGAUGAUCGGGACUUCAUGCCGGGGACAUAUGAUGUGUCGGCCAUCGUUAGCGCCAUACAGAACAGCAGGAAGACAAUGCUGAUUCUCUCUCCAGACUUCUACGACGAGCAGUUCUCUGAAUACUCCGUCAAGAUGGCGUUGAUGGAAGAAAUUUACCAGAAGAGAACAGUUCUAUAUCUUUGUUUAUACCGACCCUUACCAGACGAUGAAAUGUCUAAAAGAUACGAUUUAUUGAUGAUUAUGAAACGAAAUAACUACAUGGAAUUUCCACCAGAAACAGAAACAAGCGAUGGAGUCAGGCAAAAUUUUUGGGAUCAGCUAUCUGAGAAAAUUGGUCAUUCUAUUGUCAAAAAUCUACCAACUUCAUCAGAGUCUGAAGACGACAUACUUGUGUAUUUAUAG